AUGUCGACCCCUUAUGUGAAUCCAAGCUUUUUACGAGGGCUGACCAAGGAGAACGUACGGGCUAUAUACCGACGAUGGCAAUUCUUGAAAAGUCAGGGUGCUACGGAAGAGUCGAAUCCAGAAUUUGCACAUCUGACUUCUGUUUUGAGAUCAAUUCAAAAAAUUCAAUAUACGGCUCGUUUACAGCAGAUUUCCAAGCAGAACCAACUCUCUCAAGCCGCAAAUGUUGGGUCUUCAGCUGCCAAUGAAACUCCCAGUAGAGACCAAAAUCCAAUGCUUUCACAUGCGUCGCCAGCUCUGCCUAACGUACAUCCUGGUCAUCCUCCCGACACAAUUACACCUUCCUCUGUACCACCAGACGCUUCUGUCAAUUUUAUGAACACUCAUAAUGAAGUACCUCAUCCCGAUCCAUCCUAUCCUCAUCAAGGCAAUUCUACUUCUCCUAGCAGGGUUUUCCCCAACAAUUAUUCUGCAAAUGUUCCAGGUGUUAAUACGAUGAAUAGUUUAAAUUAUUAUCGUUCUAAUCUUCAUAAUACGGAUGCCUCCAUGAAUACAAAUGCUCAUGGUAUGAUGCCAAAUCAGUACCCUGGCUCCCAGUCAAUGGAUGCGGCCUUCAGUGGUAAUCCUCCGGGUGCUAUGUAUAACAAUCCCAUCGAUUCUACUUCUUUGGCAAAUGGAAAUCGUCCGCCAUCAGCUCCAAGUAAUCAAACUUCUUCUGUUGAACAGAAUUCAAAUAUAAAUCCUUAUGCGGGUAAGAGGUUAAGUAAUGCAGUGCCUAUGCAGCCUAUGAUGGACAGACGAGCUUCUUUAUCCGUUAAUCCUCGACGAUCUUCAACUCCUGGCGCAUCUAUGCCAACUCCACCUUAUACUAACUAUAAAGGAGAUAGUCUUCCGCCACACCCUGUUACUUAUUCCCCUUCUUAUCCUUCUCAAUCAAACUUUCCUACCCCAAGUAAUGUGAAUACGGAGAACGUUUCAGUACCUCUUCCAUAUUCCUAUGGACGUCCACCAAGUUCUUCAAACUUUCCUGGUGACCCCUCAGUGAAUGGAAAUCCGUAUAUGGCCUCUGAUAAUGCACUAAACCCUGGUCCUUCCAUAGCGUCCGGAGGUCCUCAAGUUGCUCUAGCAACUUCGGUUUCGCCCAAUAUGUUACCUUCUGAUCCAACUUCCGCUAGGGAAUUUGCUGCCGACCGUUUGCAACCAACUAAAGGUAGAUCACCGGCCAUGAAUGUAGGAAAUCCAUACACACCCUCCUUGCCAAAGCCACAACCUACCACCUUUAAUCCGGCUCAGCUUUCCUUACUAAAGAAUCAAAUAAUAGCUUAUAACUCUUUGAAUUCUCCAUUUGGCCAAAUCCCACAGCCUAUUCAGAAAGCUAUAUUUGGUAAAACUCUUCCUGAAGUGCCUGAGAAUUUACUGGUAAAGCAGCAAAAUCGAUUGAACCAAACAAAAGUAGAUGAACCUUCGGCUUCUUUGACACCUCAGAAAGAAACACCACCCGCGGACAUGCAUUUUGCUCAAAAACGAAAUUCGCAGUCUCGGUUCGAAAGUGGAAAAUUGAAUUCAAAGGAUGUAAAAGACUCUGUUUCGCCUCAUAUUUCCGCGAAAGAAAACAUCAUGAAGCCUGUGGUUUCUCCAGUUACUUAUUCAUCUUGUGUCGAUCCUAACAGCUACAUUCAGGCUCCUAUAUCGUAUGAGAGGUUUUCUUCUGCCGAAAACAUGAAACUAGUGCCUUCUUUACUUUCUUCUGGAUUGUCUUGGGAUUUUAUAUUUCGUAAUUCAGAGGUGGCUAUUGCCUGUUCCGUUGGUGAUAGGAUUAAUUCUCUGGAAGAUCUUUCUGCAGCUAAAGGGAAGUCUAACUCUUCUGAAAAUGAAAGUCUGGAUACAAAACGGAUGAUUGAACUUCGAUGUUUACGAUUAUUACAAAAGCAAAGAGAUCUACGCUGUGCCGUUUCUUCAACGAUUCAGCAAUCGGAAGUCUUGGCGGCUGGGAACUUAAGGAAUAUGUUUCGAAAGGUUAAGCAUCAAAGCUUACAGGAAGCGAAUGUAACUUUAUCUGUUGCAGAGCAGCAAAAUAAUGCACAUGCUUUGAAACAAAAAGAGAAGCUUUUUUCUCGGCUGAGAUCAGUAUUACAACACGGACAAUCAGUAUCAAAUAAAGCGUCCAUUCGAAAGCAAAAGUACACUCAAUUGGGCAAAGAUGUAAUGUCUUUACACUCUCACUAUGAAAAAGAAGAGAAAAAGCGCAUUGAAAAGAGUGCCCGGGAAAGACUGCAAGCAUUGCGCGCUGAUGAUGAAGCUGCCUACCUUGAAUUAGUUGAUAAAGCCAAAGAUAGCCGAAUUACUCACUUACUUCGACAAACGGAUUCUUUUCUUGAAUCUUUAACUGAAGCGGUGAGACUACAGCAAUCAACGAUUUAUGGUGGUAACACUGCUGGAAAAGAAGCGAAAUCAUCGACCGCGCCAACUGAAGACGAGGAUAAACUCAGUAUGGAUUACUACAAUGUCGCUCACCGCAUUCACGAAGAAGCUGAGCAACCUAAAAUCUUUGUUGGUGGUAACUUGAAGGAUUAUCAGCUUAAAGGUUUAGAGUGGAUGUUGUCUUUGUAUAAUAACAAUCUAAACGGUAUUUUAGCAGACGAAAUGGGUUUAGGUAAAACCGUACAGACAAUUGCUUUCAUCACUUAUUUAAUGGAGAAAAAGAAUAAUCCAGGCCCUUUCCUUAUUAUUGUUCCCUUGUCAACUUUAACCAAUUGGAAUCUUGAGUUUGAAAAAUGGGCUCCGAGCGUUACUAAAAUCACUUACAGGGGACCUCCGCAGUUGAGAAAAGCAUAUCAAAUGCAAAUUAAAAGUAAUAAUUUUAAUGUUUUGCUAACCACCUUUGAUUAUAUUAUUAAAGAUAGACCAUUACUUUCAAAAGUGAAAUGGUUAUAUUCCAUUAUUGAUGAAGGUCAUCGGCUAAAGAAUACUCAAUCAAAGCUGACGAGUACUUUGUGUUAUUAUUAUCACUCACAAUAUCGUUUGAUUUUGACUGGUACACCGUUACAAAACAAUCUUCCUGAGCUUUGGGCCCUCUUAAAUGUUGUAUUGCCUAAGAUUUUUAACUCUGUCAAGAGUUUUGAUGAAUGGUUCAAUACCCCUUUUGCUAAUACGGGUGGUCAAGAUAAAUUUGAACUUACUGAAGAAGAGUCUUUAUUAGUUAUUAAACGUCUUCAUAAGGUACUUAGACCAUUCUUGUUUCGGAGACUCAAAAAGGAUGUCGAAAGUGAGCUUCCAGAUAAAGUUGAAAAAGUUAUUAAAUGCCCUCUCUCUGGUUUACAAUUCAAGCUUUACCAACAAAUGAAAAAACAUGGUAUACUGUUUGUAGCUAGUGAUAAAGGAAAAACCGGAAUGAAGGGACUCCAAAAUACGGUUAUGCAGUUAAAAAAGAUUUGUAAUCAUCCGUUCAUAUUUGAAGAAGUUGAAAGAGCUAUUGAUCCAUCGGGCACCAAUUAUGACUUGCUUUGGAGAGCUGCCGGAAAGUUCGAGCUUUUAGACCGAAUUCUACCAAAGUUAUUUCAAACAGGUCAUAAAACUUUGAUUUUUUUUCAAAUGACUCAAAUCAUGACUAUCAUGGAAGACUACUUACGUUACCGUAAUUGGAAGUACUUGCGUUUAGACGGUUCUACCAAAUCUGAGGACCGCUCUGAUCUUUUAUCACAGUUUAACGAUCCAGCCUCUGAUGUCUAUGUAUUCAUGCUUAGUACCAGAGCGGGUGGUUUAGGAUUAAAUUUACAAACCGCUGAUACCGUCAUCAUUUUUGAUACUGAUUGGAACCCACAUCAAGACUUGCAAGCACAGGAUCGUGCUCAUCGAAUUGGUCAGACGAAAGAAGUUAGAAUUUUGCGGCUUAUCAGCGAAAAGUCUAUAGAAGAAAACAUUUUGUCUAGGGCGCAGUUCAAAUUAGACCUGGACGGUAAGGUUAUUCAGGCUGGAAAAUUCGACAAUAAAUCAACCCCUGAAGAACGUGAGGCUUUCCUUCGUUCUUUGUUGGAACAUGAUGGUGAAGAGGAUAAUGAUCUGGGUUAUAGUGAGCUGCAAAAUGAUGAGUUAAAUGAACUUAUUUCAAGAACAGACAAUGAACUCGAACUUUUCCGUAAGAUAGAUCAAGAGCGUGCUAUAAAUGACGUUUAUGGAAAGGGAAAGUCUUUAGAUCGUUUGUUGUCUGUCAGCGAACUUCCUAGUAUUUAUAGGGCUGAGGUUGAUCAUGUUGUAAAGGAGGCAUCUGUAGAUAUUCCUUUUGACGCUGGACGUCAAAAAAGACAAAGAGCUUCCAUUAGUUAUGCUGAACCAGGAUUUGAGGAUGCAUUUGAAGAAGGAAGCAAAAGUGAUAUGCCCCGACGUCGUGGUAGACCAAGGAAGAAACUUGCUUUGGAUAAUCUUAAUUACUCUGGGCCUUUAAUUUACGAAUCACGUUCGAGCAAGAGGGCAAGUCAAGACCCGUCUACACACAAGUACGAGGCUCUUCAAAGAUGCUUAAAAGAGAUAUACGAAAGCAUCUUUUAUCUUCAAGACGAAACUGGUCGUUUGGUUAACGGUUUAUUCUUGUAUCCUCCUAGUCGUAAGCUAUACCCGGAUUAUUACGUUAUUAUCAAGCAUCCAAUUGCCCUUGGUAAAAUAGGUCGAAGUAUAAAAAAUGGUAAAUACACGGAUCUUCAAGGUUUGGUUUCGGAUUUUAUGCUUAUGUUUAGCAAUGCCUAUACUUAUAAUGAAGAGUUUUCUCCUGUAUACGAGGACGCCAAAUUUAUGGAGCGAUCUCUUACGAGCAUACUGGAAAAAUUCGAAAGAGAAAAAAUUUUUGAAAAAUACGAAAAUGAAGAGUUAGCUAAAUUGAAAGUCGAGCCUAAAAUUGACAAUGGGAAAGAUCCCCUAGAAAUAGAAUCCAAUUUGGACACUGUUGCUAACGAUACGGAGUUCGAAAUGGAUCAGGAUUAUGAUGAUUUAACUUCUGAAGAGUGA
Messenger RNA from Schizosaccharomyces osmophilus, 4998 nucleotides. It is a transcript of the gene snf22, whose product is annotated as SWI/SNF ATP-dependent chromatin remodeler Snf22. The record is from RefSeq and is a predicted model, not a curated record. The coding region runs from base 1 to 4998 and encodes 1665 amino acids. NCBI's taxonomy places the organism in Eukaryota, Fungi, Ascomycota, Schizosaccharomycetes, Schizosaccharomycetales, Schizosaccharomycetaceae. The transcript has a single exon. Gene Ontology annotation, cellular component: nucleus. Gene Ontology annotation, biological process: positive regulation of transcription by RNA polymerase II. Gene Ontology annotation, molecular function: ATP binding; histone binding; ATP-dependent chromatin remodeler activity.